UUCUUGGAUUUAUUGCAACUGUUGCUUUUUUGCUGCUCUGUUGUGCUUAUUUUGUACUCUCCAUCAUCAAGGGGUUCGUGGGUUCAUUUUUCUUUUCACGUUGGGUGGUUUGAGUUUUGCUAAUCUAUGUGAUUUAUGCCAUUUCGCUUGAUGGAAUCUUCAGUUUUCAAAUGUUUUACAGUUCAGUGGAAUGUGCUGUAAUAAAUUGUUCAAAUCCUCUCUCUCUCUCUCUCGCUCUCUCUCUCUCUCUCUCUCUCGGGUGUUCUCAACACCAUCAUUUGGAUGCCAUGGGAUAAAAUUUGGGUUGUUUCUCUUAUUAGAGAUUGUUUUAGAAUCAAUAUAUGAAGGAGCUUAAAUUACAUAAUUGUUUUAAUCCUGUUGUAUUUGUACCUCUGGAUCCAGAACUAUGCUUGAUUUAGGAAAUUCACAUUCACCAGGUUUUCUAUUGGUUUCCAUGAUUACAAAAACUAGCUUAGAAAAUUCACAUUCACCAAGUUUUCUUGGUUUAUGUGAUCAUGAAAACCAGCUCUUGCUUUAUAAUUUAGAAUAGUUCAAGCCCCAAAUAGGAGAGUAUGCUUGUUGUUGAAGAAGACAUUACACUAGGCUCUCUUAAGUUCUAAGAUGCUGAAUCCACCAAAGGUCGUCUUGGGGUUUAUGAACCACAUUAUGGCCAUCAACUUAGGAUAACUUGUGCAUACUAUUAAGGAGGUUGACACAAGUUUCAGUUCCUUAACUUCUUGUUGUUGAAGUGUAUCAGUUUUUUGUGUUAGAAUAAGCUUCAUUUCUUUUUGAUGUUUUCGUUGCUGAUUGUAAUCUUUUGUCGAUAAUAGCCUGGGAUAGGGCAUUCAUUUUCAUGCUUUGUGCUAUGGGUAUCAACUUUAAGUACAUGUUUGUUUUGUGGAAAGGGGGCUACCAAAGACUCCUUUUCCACGCACUUGUUGAAAAUACAUAAGAUUCAUAGGGUCUUGAUCACAGUAUUAUUGAGUGACUUUCAUUCACACGACAUUUUUUAUCGUUAUCUAGAAUCAAAUGAUAUGUAGCAUAGUUUUUCUGGCCAAAUUAACAAGGCUUGAUCUUUCUUGGGUUGCUUUUAAUAGAGAAGUUUUCAUAGGAGAUCCCCAUAAAAAUCUAAAUAAAAUUCACAGAAAUAUGAAAUUACAGAAACCAGUGUGGUAUGCAAGAAAUCUGGAUGUUGUUGCAUUAUAUGUUAUUGAUCCAGGGAAUGAUAAUUAAUAACAGAAUGUUAUGCUUUGGAAAUAUUUGAUCCAUAAUAUAUGUGUGUCGUUCAGUUCAGCCUAUAGAUGUCAGAGCAACCCCCUACCUCUCAAAAUCCAACCAAUGCAAAUUGGACUACAACUCAGUGAAGAAUUCAUGGUUAAAACAAAUGAUAAAAUUCCAUUUUGCUGGGAUAAGAAGAAAAGAUAUCCUCUUGAAAGUGGCAUCAACAUAUCCUUAUGAAACACAAGUUAAGAUAGAAACACAAGUUAAGAUAAAUGUUGCUGCUUGCACUUUACAUAAUUAUAUACGAAUUAUAACAGGUGUUGAUGAUUGGCUCUAUGAAGAGUAUGAUAGGGAAAUUGCACGUGGAUCAAUUAAAGGAACAAAUAUUGAAUAUUACGAUGUAAACCCUCCAGCUGAUAAAAAUGAUGGCGACGAACUGCAGGAUCGUAUUGCUAAAGCACUUUGGGAUGACUAUUGUGCUCACCGUUGAUCAUAAUAUGGCACAUAUAAUUAGCUGUAAUCAUGUUUUCUAGUAUUCUUUUUUGUGGCAAAAUUUCCAGUACUUUGAAUUAUAAUAUUAAUUACUUGGGGUAUCGUUCAUGGGUUAUGAAAAUGGUGUGAAACUCUCUUAUUUAAAAAUAUAGGUUAUGAAAAUGGUAUGAAGGUAGGCUCUAAUUUGAUUACUUAGAGCCUAGGCUCUAUACAAACCGCACCCAAAAAUAAUAGUAAUUGAUGCGAUAGUUGUUGGAUCAUGAAAUUUUUAAUGCCCCUAACAUUUUUUUUAUCCAAAAGUUAUGAUUAUGAAAUUGGACGCAUAUACCUACAUAAAUGGACGGAGAGAUGAAUUGAAGUUGUUUUGUUGGUGGGUUAGAGUUUGUGGGUUAGAGUGAGUUGGAAUUGAAGCUAUUUUUUAAUUAUUUGAGUGGGAUAGAGCCAGAUGGAAUGGAAGUUAGCUUUUUUUGUUGAUGUUAGAUUCUAAGUAUUAUAUUCUUUUUCUAAUUUGCAGAUGAAUGCGGUGGAUGCGGAUGCGGAUGAUAUACUUGAUCAUUCUAAAGUACAUGGUUUUCGAGAAGUCACCGGAUUAAUGGCUUCUAUCUCAGCCCCAAAGAAUAUUGUUGCUGGUGAGGCUUUGGCUAUUCUAAUGAAUUGGCCAAAGUUCUAUACAGUCAAACGUCCACUGAAAAUAUCUUGGGGCAGCAUGCUUCUUGUAACCAGAGAAGAUCUGAACAGUUUCGCUGACGAUGGCUAUAAGUGGACAAAAAGCAGCAAGAGACGGGAGGAAUGGUUUGGGACUAUAUCCCAAACAAUGGUGAAAAAUGAGAAAGUUUUGGUAUACACGAACCAACAGAAGGAUAAUCCAAACCAUAUCAGAACCAUUUUUAUGCUUUCAAGGGACUCUGCCUAUGCCCUUGUUUGUUAUAACAGAAAGGAUAAGCCCUUCCUAAACAUCCCUCCACAGAGACGACCGGCGGUGCAUAAGACAAAGAAAGAUGAGAACGAGUAGGUGAAUUCUGUGAAAUGCAGACUGAUGUCCUCUUUUUUGACUUCUACAUUACGCACUUUUUUGUCUUUCUACAUUUUCAUUCCUCCUUUAUUACA
Amborella trichopoda is the source of this 2820-nucleotide messenger RNA. The record is from RefSeq and is a predicted model, not a curated record. Lineage: Eukaryota; Viridiplantae; Streptophyta; Magnoliopsida; Amborellales; Amborellaceae.